GUUAUUUUACAAACAGAAGCUGAAAUAAAGCAAGGGAAAUCACCUUCCAGGCUUGAUACCUUUAUAAACUUGGAAGAGGACAGAGACUACUAUAAAAGCGAGACUGAGAAUUUCCUCAAGGUAUUUAGAAACGCAUUUUCAAGUCCUAAGCGAACCUCUACUUUGAGUUCUGAUCCAGAAGUUUUGAAAAUAUUGAGACAAUGUGAAGAACUUAAGUCAACACUGAAAAAAUAUGAGCGCCAUGUGGCAGAAAUUCAGGGUAACUUCAAAGUUUUAACAGCUGAGAGAGACAAAAUUGACAAUCUUUAUAAACAGGCACAGGAAGAGAUUUCCCGACUUCGUCAGGAAGUUAUCAAAUGCCCCAGGACUCCUAAAAGCACUGUGACAGCUCAAGCUAUGUUAAGACGUGUGGAGAUAGAAAGGGAUACAGCACUGUCAGAUUUCCGAAGGAUGACUACAGAACGUGAUAGCCUCAGGGAGCAGUUAAAGAUUUCCCAAGAAACUGCAUUUAAUGAAAAGGCUCAUUUGCAACAGAGAAUUGAAGAGCUAGAAACUACUAUUCAAAAUUUAGGUAGUGAACGGCUAGACCAGAAGUCCAAAGUGGCACUAAUGAAAGACACCAUUGAUUCUCUGGAAACUGAGAUGAAAAGAUUGGCAAGAAGAGCACUGGACUCUGAAACUGAGCUGAGCCGACAGGAAGCUGAAUAUGUUUCACUUAGUUUAUUGAAUGAAAAGACAGAAGAGAGACUUUCAGAGACUCAGCAAAGCCUUGUUAAGAAAAAAUACGAAAUGCAACUUACCCAAGAGAAAAUUAUGCUGUUGAAUGAAAAAAUUGGUAACUUUUCAAGACAAAGUCUUGUACAACAAGAGGAGAUCUGUGCUUUGAAAGAAACAAUUGCACAACUUGAUAAAGAAAAAGCAACUUUGCAAGACUGUGUGGAAGAAGGAAGAGAGAAGAUUGCUACUUUUGAGGAAAGUCUGGCAGUUAAAGAGAAAAUAAUUUCAGAUUUCAAGAUUCUGAUUUCUGAGUUGGAGCAUUCCACAAAAAAAUCUGCUGAAGCACUCUGUAUCUGUGAGAAAGAUAUCACCAGUUUGCAUCAACAGCUUCAAGAAACCAACAAACAACUUGCACAGACUAACAAGAACAGAGACUCAUUAGCUCAGGAGAAUGACAGGUUACAAGAUCAUCUUUCUAAUAUUAAACAAGAAAAUCAGGUACUACAUAAAAAACUAGCAAAGUACCAAAAUGAGUUUGAUGAUAUGAUGUUGAAAGCCCAGCAUUCAAACACAGAUAUUGUCAGGCUGCAGGAUGUACUGAAGUCUAAAGAGAGAGAGAACUGUGAGCUUUUGGAGAAUUACCACAAAGCCCGUGAACAAGGAGAAAGUUGGGAAGCAAAAUGCCAUCAAGCAGAAGCAGAUGGUAGCUCUGUUAGACUGACACUGAUCAGUGCAGAGUCUGAGAACCGCAGACUGAAAGAGAAAAUGGAGACCCUUGAAACAGAGGUGGAGCAACAUUUAACAACCGAAGCAGCAUACAAGUCUCAGAUUUCUGCCUUAAGCAAGUCUCUCGUGAAAAUGGAAGGAGAGCUUCAAAACAUACAUCGGGAGAGAGUCUCUAUACUUGCAAAUCUCACAUCUGUACAAGAACUUUUCAUUAAACUAGAUGCUGACAAAGAACAAUUAAAUCAGCAGUCAAGUUCCACAGCAGCGAAAGUAGAAAGGCUGCAGAGCAAGUGUGAGUCAUCCCAUUCUGAAAUAGAGCUGCUGAGAAAACAACUGGAAAAUGAAAGAGCAUCUAUGAAAAACCUGGAAUCUUUGCUUGUGUCCCAUCGUGAGAAAGAAUUUCAGUCACAGAUAGCCAAGCAAGAAAAAGACUCUGAAAUUCAGUUUCUCAAGGAACAGCUUUCUUUAGCAGAAAAUAAACUUGCUGUGCAGAGUCGAGAUUUUACUCAGCUCAGAAACAGAGCAGCUCAGCUAGAGUCAGAACUGGAUAUCACCAAAAGACAGCUGGGGACUGAGCGUUUUGAAAG
Messenger RNA from Phaethon lepturus (White-tailed tropicbird), 2030 nucleotides. RefSeq names its product testis specific, 10 (gene TSGA10). The record is from RefSeq and is a predicted model, not a curated record. Lineage: Eukaryota; Metazoa; Chordata; Aves; Phaethontiformes; Phaethontidae.